GCCCGUCAGAAAACAGGUUCAGCCUGAAAACAGAAGGAAAGUGGUGCUUGACUCCAAUGGAGCAGCACAAACCGGACCCAGGCCUCGUAUUGGAGAUGCCCCCAGCAUGCACUCCAAAGUUUCCACCAUGGAUCAAGGCAGGAGAAGCAAGAAGAACACGACUAAUAGCACGACUAACCUGAGCCAAGCUAGAAUAACUGUGAGAUCUAUCGACCAUACUAGACAGUCUAAAAGAGCAAAAACUCAAGUAAGCCGUAGAUACCCUGAAGCUGAGCCCAGAAACAGAUACCCUGAACCGGUGACUAAGGAACACGAUGGCCGGUCUAAAGAAAAAGACAUAACCACCUCCACUAUGCAGCAGCAAUCUCAGGAGAAAGCUAAACCAACCCGCCAAACUUCUCCUCAAAGUCAUGGAGGUGCAGCUGGGGUUGUAGUGGCAGAGGACUCUUACAGUGAUGGUGAUGAUCUGUACAGAGCAGAGGAGGAAAUCGAGCAGGAGCGUCUGGAGAAAGAUAAAUUGUAUUCAGCAAUACCAACUUCACUGCCUGCUGGUGAAUGUAGUGUGGAAGAACCUGUUGAUUUGCUUACCUACUGUAAAAGAGAAUGGAGGGGAAACACCACCAAAAGCGACCUUAUCAAAACGGGAUAUUUCAAAAUAUCAGAGACAUAUGAUCAGCUGCGGAGGGUGAGAGGAGACAACUACUGUGCUCUGAGGGCAACCCUCUUUCAGCUCCUUAGCCAAUCCAACGAGCUUCCUGACUGGCUGAAAAAACAUGAUGUUACUAAGUGGCCCAGGGAAGUACUGUCUAAGAAGGAUUUGAAUUUACAGUGGCGAUUUCCAUUUGAGAGCAGAGACAGAGAUGCAGGGGGUGCUAUGGAGCAGAUUUCGCAUUAUUUAGGACAUCUGAAGGAAAAGUGGCAGGAAGCUGUGCGGUGUAACGGCGCGGAGGAGAGAGAGAGGCUGUGUCAGCAGGUAUUCCAGGGCCAAGAAGAGGAGUAUGGGCUCCUGGAGGCCCUAAAAUUCCUCAUGUUGAGGACAGCCGUCCAGCUGCACACGGAUAUGGCGGAGGGCACGCACGUACCGGAGUUCUGCUGGCUUCUGUUUGCCCGCGACUCGUCCCGCUGUCCCAGCACCCUUUUCACAAACCACCUCAGACAUGUGGGCUUCACUGGAGGGCUUGAGCAGGUAGAGAUGUUCCUGCUCGGAUAUUCCCUUCGAAUCACAAUUAAAGUCUACAGGCUUUAUAAGGCUGACACUGAAGAAUUCAUCACCUAUUACCCUACUGACCAAAAAGACACGUGGCCUUAUAUUUGCCUCAUUACAGAAGAUGAUAGACACUACAAUGUGCCUGCGCUGUCUGUGCCCAAGGAGACCAAACCAGCAUCUUCCAAAUUUGACGAAUCAGGCGCACCCAGAUGGAAUAGACCAAAACAAAGCACAACUUUGUAGAGUGGAUAACAUGACAAUCGCUGACAAUCUCAAGCGCGUUGACACUCAGGAGUCUGCUUUAAACUUUUAUGUUUAUUUCUGUUUUACUUCAUUAAAAUGACUUUAAAAUCUUUUUUUUUUUUUUUUAAUUUGCACAGGAAAGAGCGGAAGUGAUUGUUGCUGAUGAUUGGUACAUCCUUUAUUUAAUGAAUGGCCCCAGUAAUGAUAUGAAGCUUUAGAAUUAGCAUGUUUGAUCAACACGUUUUGACAGCUGCAGUAAUUAUGACUUUGGAAGAUUCAUUGUUCAUAUUCAUGUAUGUGAAUUCAAUGAGAAUGUACGAUGAAAUGGUAUAACUGAAAUCUUUUCACCUGUAAACUGUAAGGAAUCCUCUUAAUUGUUCUCUCUUACAAACCUGACUGGGUAUUGAGAUGAGCCUUUAAGUCUAUCUGGUAGUGUAAUUUUACAAGGAUUUACCAAAUACAAUAGUGAAUGAUGAAUGGAUGAAUGAAACUUAUUUUCCAAGUCUUCCUCUGACACAUCACCAUAAACUCUUGGUUUCUCUGGAA
This is a messenger RNA of Chanos chanos (milkfish), 1996 nucleotides long. RefSeq names its product OTU deubiquitinase with linear linkage specificity b (gene otulinb). The record is from RefSeq and is a predicted model, not a curated record. Gene Ontology annotation, cellular component: cytoplasm. Lineage: Eukaryota; Metazoa; Chordata; Actinopteri; Gonorynchiformes; Chanidae. Bases 107 to 1450 code for a protein of 447 amino acids. Gene Ontology annotation, molecular function: cysteine-type deubiquitinase activity. The transcript is spliced from 9 exons. Gene Ontology annotation, biological process: protein linear deubiquitination.